Messenger RNA from Stegastes partitus (bicolor damselfish), 1069 nucleotides. RefSeq names its product protoheme IX farnesyltransferase, mitochondrial-like. Gene Ontology annotation, biological process: heme A biosynthetic process. The annotation marks the transcript as partial. Gene Ontology annotation, cellular component: mitochondrion; membrane. The transcript is spliced from 6 exons. Lineage: Eukaryota; Metazoa; Chordata; Actinopteri; Pomacentridae. The record is from RefSeq and is a predicted model, not a curated record. Gene Ontology annotation, molecular function: protoheme IX farnesyltransferase activity.
CGAGGUCAAAAUGGCGGCGUGCUGCAUGUGAAAGGGUCGAAACGGGAGCCGGCUUUAUGAUCGGAGAACAUGUAUAAAACGCCAUGUAGCAGAUUGUCAGGUUUCGUUGGUGUAAGUGUGAAACAAAAAUUAGUUCAAAAUGUUCCUCGAUGUAACCAGACUGCUCGCAGCCUCAUACAACUGCACAAACGAGAUCCAUCAAAAUGGCUGACGUAUCAGCACCUCAACUUCCUCAAACGCCAGUAUGUUUCCAAGAACAGCAGUGAGCUUCAGCAACGUGCAAUCCCCAAACAGUCACCUGUUCUCACCAUAGUGGAUGAGAGAGACGACAGCGUAGAAAGGCAAGUGGAGAGAAUACCAACGAUUAAGGCUGUGGUCACAGACACUGUUCCACAGCCAGAGGAUGUCACCAGUAAAGCACAGCCUGAAAUCUCUACCUUGAAGUCCACCACAGAAGAUGCGGCAGCACAAAAAGAUGCUGUGUCCCGUGUGGUUGCAACUGCAGAAGAGACUCCACAUAUACAUGUCGAGUCAAACGAAGCUAAGGAGGCCCGUCUCGACAGACAGUGGAAGCAGCUGAAGGUUGACAUGGCUGAUUUACCGGAUAUCUAUGCCAGACUUGCCAAAAUCAAACUUACAGCAUUGGUGGUUACAACUGCAGCAGCUGGCUUUGCAAUGGCCCCCGUGCCCUUUGAUCCCAUCAUGUUUUUUGUUUCUUCGCUGGGAACCGGCCUCGCCUCUUGUACAGCCAAUUCAAUUAACCAGUACUUUGAGGUGCCUUUCGACUCCAACAUGAACCGUACAAAGAACCGCCCGCUUGUCAGAGGACAGAUCAGCCCCCUCCAUGCAGUGUCCUUCGCUCUGGCCUGCGGAGUUCCUGGAGUCGCUCUGCUCACGCUGGCCGUAAACCCUUUGACGGGCUUCCUGGGCGCCCUCAACAUCUUCCUGUACACCUGCUGCUACACGCCGCUCAAGAGGCUCAGCAUCACCAACACCUGGGUGGGAGCGGUGGUCGGCGCGAUACCUCCCGUGAUGGGCUGGACGGCUGCAACGGGUUGUCUGGAGCCAG